Molecule: messenger RNA, 2606 nt
Organism: Drosophila yakuba
Lineage: Eukaryota; Metazoa; Arthropoda; Insecta; Diptera; Drosophilidae
Product: plexin domain-containing protein 2
Exons: 8
Coding region: 71-1939 (622 amino acids)
Source: RefSeq, a predicted model, not a curated record
CGCUAGUCGCACAGCAUUCGUAUUUUAAUUUUCACACGCAACGAACGGUGGCAGAAAUAACGGUUGAACAAUGGCGAAGAGUGUCGGUAGUGCGUGCGCGCAAAUUGCGAUCCUUUUGGCCGUCAUUUGCAGUGCAUCGGAAUUCGUGUCGGCCGUGUUGCAUCAGGAGACGUACGAGAUCGUGGACUCAAAUCUACCGAACAUUGCCGCAUACGGAGUGGUGCCACUGAGCGCGGAUCAGCUGCACCGUCAAAGGCGAGCAGUGGUGGUGCCGCCACCGGUGCCAUCGGUGACCACCUACAGAGGCGCCGUGUCUGCCAAUGCCAGUGCGGAAGCUGGAGGAGCCGGAGGAGCUGGUGGUGUGGCCGCAGAGACCACGGUGACCACCGUGGACAACAAGGCGGCUGGCGGUAGUGUGUCCUACAACGUGCACAAUGUCGGAGUCAACGGCACCGGACAGCGGAAGACAUACGAUGUGGCGCCGGCCACAUCGGACUCCAAUACCACGAGCCAAAGUGCGGCGGCGGCUAACAAGAAGCCCACACUGUUCGCACAGUCGGGCUAUCCAAAGAAGGUGGCAUCAACCAUGACGGAUCCCUCGCCGGCGGUCAUCGAUGUGGACGUGUCCAAAGUGGACGUGCCCGAGGAGGACAUCGAGGCGGCGGUGAAGAAUGCGUCGCUGAAUGAGACCGUGGACUUUCACGACUACUACAACAGUGUGCUCUAUGUUAACAAGGAGGAGGUUUCUUCAUUGUGGAACGAACUGAAAAAGACGCCCGUGAACACCAUGCUCUCCUCGUCCCACCGCAGGGCCAUGACGGUGGAGCUCAAGUUUGACUUUCCCUUCUACGGACACAAUGUGCGCAACAUUACGGUGGCCACCGGCGGAUUCCUCUACACCGGCGAGUACGUUCACUCCUGGCUGGCGGCCACCCAGUACAUUGCCCCACUGAUGGCCAACUUCGAUACGAGCAUGUCCAACGAUUCGUUUGUCCGAUUGCACGACAAUGGAACCGCCUUCACCGCCGUGUGGGAAAAUGUGACGCUGCAGGACAAGCCGGAGUUCGGCAAGUUUACGUUCAGCGUGACCCUGCACCAGAGCGGCGACAUUGUUUUCACAUACCUGCUGGUGCCCACGCACAUCAAGUCCAUUCAGGACAAGGAGCAUCCGGUCAAGGUUGGCCUCUCCGACGCCUACAUUAUCGACAAGCAACUAUACUUUGCUCGCCGAAAGACAAUCUACGAGUACCACCGUGUCUCCUUCCAGCAGCAGGAGAUCACCAGCAACACCAUCGUCAGGCUGGCGGCACAGCCCACCUGCCUCGGCUACAAUGACUGCAAUUCGUGCAUCAACCACAACACAACGUUUACGUGCCUAUGGUGCCCGGCGCUGAAUCGCUGCUCCACGGGUACCGACCGCAAGAAGCACGAGUGGGUCCAAGAGGGAUGUGACACCACCGCCAUUCAUACCAAUAGUUCGUGCCCGGCCCUCGGCGAUAAGGGUAACAAUGCUGCCGCCCAAGGAAAGAGCGGUUCAGCGAACACUGGCGCCAGCAAUGGUGCGACAGAUCCCUCAACGGCAUCCACCGGCUCAUCCACGCCGGUCACGGAGCCCAGCGUGAUUAGCACGAGGGCACCACAUGCCACGGCAUACAUAAAGACGGGGGUGGAGAUCUCCAGUGAUGUCCACAGGGACGGAAAGGUCGGCAACGCCGAUCUAUCGAAGGCGGAACCGGACAACAAGAAUGUUGGCGUUGCCUUUGGCUUCAUGGUGCCCAUCUGUCUGGUGUUCGCCGUGACGCUGUGGCUCUUCUACGCGUACCGCAAUCCGCACACCAAGAGCGGCCAGCUGCUCAUCCAGUCCAAGCAGUUCCGUCCCAGCCAGUGGUCAUGGAGGCGUGGCGAAGCCCGCUACACGGCGGCCACGAUACACAUGUAGGCGGUGAUCGCCGGAGGCGUAGAGGAGGGGUACAGAGAUCGCGAGACGUGGGAGGGAGCUGAGGCUAUACCGACGAUGAAUCAACCAACCAACCAAACGAAUCCUGAUCCCUUAAGAAAGCAGUAUCGUGAACGCGGGGGCACUGAGAACUGAGAAGCAAUCGCCAUCAAAUACGAUUAUUUUACAACAUGGACAUGGAUCGACCUAACGAGCACCGAGUACCGAGCGCCAGGUGCAAUCCUAUAUUUUAAAAAGACAUUUGAAACCCGUCUGCAAUUGUGAUGUUCCAUGUCCACAAUGACGAACAAAAGACCAUUUUUUCGAACUGAUUGUUGAGAUUUAGCUCAGAAUGCUGCCGAAACCAACAAAAAAAAAAAACACAAAACAAAAAGAAGAAACAAAAAACAAAAUAAAAGCAAUCUAUAAGUGUAAAGUUAAACCAAGACCUGAGUUCUUGACUCCCAGUCCCGCGGAACCAGCUGCUCAAUGAAUAGGAGAAAAGUAAAGAAAAGUAAAGGAAACAACAAAAGACGACUGGCAACAGCAUGAAGUGAUCUGUUAAUGUAUCUUUUUGCCUUUUUACCGUACCGUCUGCCCCAUUAGACAAAAAAGCUAAAAAAAAAAGAGAGAGAAAAUUCUAUGUUAUAAUAAAUACCCCCGAAGACAA